AUGAAGUCAACUCUUGGCAGAGCUAUAACUCUAAGGAAAUUGGAUAAUCAAUUCUCACCAUCAGCAAGCAUGUUAAAUACUUAAUCUGUUGAGUUUACCAAUCUGAAACCCAAAUUCCUGAUGCCUCAAACUGAUAAACUUGUAAAGCAAGAGCCACACUAACUGGGCUAUAACAGUCCAAGCUCACAGCUGAAUAGAUCUUUAAAGGAUAAUAUAGGCGAUGUCUUCUUCAAUAAUAAGGAAGUUAAAAAUAUUAGAUUUCUGCCCUUCUUGAGAGAAAGAAACGGUCUAGGCAAGAUUAUCGAAAGUGAUUAGGAGAUACCAUUAAAGCAAAAGAAGGUCCCAAGCAUUAUGGAAACAAAUAGAAUACUUGCUUAGAAGAAAAAGUAAAGUGAAGAGGCUUCGAUUAAACUUAAUACCAAUGUUCCAAUAAAUGGCAUACCUUUAGGAGCUGAUUCUUCAUUUCAAGCUAUUCCUACAAUGAUAGCGGACCUAUCACCAACAGAGUAACAAUUACUACAGAGUCAAGCCUAUGGUAUUAAAAGAAUCAGUGUAAACUCAAGUCUAAAUUAGCAUCCUAACUAAGAUAUCUUUAAUAGUUCUAAGUUCUUAGAUAAUCAGGAGGAUCUGGAAAUUUUUAGCAACAAUGUACUGAGAUAAAAUCCAAGUUUGCUCAAAUCAACAUUCACACCAAUGGAGAGUAUUAGAGAUAAAGAGUAUCAUCACAGCAGUUUGAGCAAUUAGAAUCAUCAAAUACCCUAUGUUAAUUUCAAGAUACAAAAAGAUAAGAAUUUUGUGUUUUUGAAUUAGAUCUACAAUAAUCAAGUGAAACCUACCUUGGAAUAGAAAAAUCAGCAAAGUCAAAAGAAGAUCAAGCUAAGAGAUAACUGCAAUAUUAUAAGUUCAAAUCUGCCUUCACUUGGAACGUAUGAUCCAAAGCCAGAAGUAAUAGAAUUUAGGCAAGGUAUGGGAUUUUCAUUUGAAAAUUCUUCAUUAGUCAACUUAAAGAAUCAAUCUUUAAAGAGAUCGAUGAGUUAAGCCAACAAUAUCCUCUUUAAAAGACAAACAAAUGAUGUUGAUAAUAACAAAGAUUCUUAUAAUUACUUGCUCCGCUUGCUAUAACCUUAAAAUGAAAUCACUGCCUUAAUGGCAAAGACUAAGGAUCAAAAGGAAAUGGAGUAGACAAAGCAAAUUUAAUUAGAUAAUCAUAGCAAUCCACACUAUUAGAAAAGUGGUAAUAACAACAAUAGCAAUAAUAACAAUCAACAAAAGAAUCAGCAAAGUGAGAAAAAAUAGAAUAAUUAGCAGAAUUCAAAUAGCAAUCAAUAAUCAAAUUAGCAAUAACAGCAAGGAGUAUUUGAAACUAGAUUGCCAGAAAUCCCACUAGAAAGUGUUUAUGAAAACAGAUCUAAGAUUAAGAGCAUGAUCAUGGAUAUCAAGACUAAUAUUUACAAGAUGGAUAAGUAUUGA
Stylonychia lemnae is the source of this 1470-nucleotide messenger RNA. The record is from the annotation of a GenBank genome assembly. Lineage: Eukaryota; Ciliophora; Spirotrichea; Sporadotrichida; Oxytrichidae.